Molecule: messenger RNA, 273 nt
Organism: Cylicostephanus goldi
Lineage: Eukaryota; Metazoa; Nematoda; Chromadorea; Rhabditida; Strongylidae
Source: the annotation of a GenBank genome assembly
AUGUUGUCGAAUUACAGCGGAUCGGAGCCGAGACCCACUGGACUUGGAUUGUUACAUUGUACACUGCAACAUUUUCCUGUACGAAAACGUCUUCGAGUAUCGAUAUUGAAGAUUGAAGUUGAGAGAAAUAAGAGAUUCGCUUUUGGACUAGCCAUAAAUGCAUCUGCAAUGGAAGGUUUGCAAGUGCCUUUUUGCAAACCGAUUAAGAUUUUUCUGUUUGUGCACUUGAAAGUUGCAGAUGGCAUGGGAAUGCUUAGAGCAAAGUCUGGCUAA